AAUCCCGUCACGGGCAACCCCUACGCUUGCUGGCGCAGCCCAUAAACGCGAAACCCUGGCCCGGCCCACAUGCACUCGGCUCGUGGACUAUCGCGAGGUGUGUUGGGUUCAUCUGGUUUCAGUUCUGUCCCGAAUUAGGGUUUCGAAAGCAGGGAUAUUUAAACGCCGUCUAGGGCUCGGUUUGGUCUCGGAGCUUUUCAUUUCAGAGAGGGACAGGGAGAGGGAGAGGAGGAAUCCAUGGCGAGGAUCAAGGUUCACGAGCUCAGAGGCAAGUCCAAGGCCGAACUACUAAGCCAGCUGAAGGAUUUGAAAGCAGAGCUUGCUCUCCUCCGAGUCGCCAAGGUCACCGGCGGAGCCCCUAACAAGCUCUCUAAGAUAAAAGUGGUGAGGCUGUCGAUUGCGCAGGUGUUGACAGUGAUUUCACAGAAGCAAAAGGCUGCAUUGAGGGAAGCCUACAAGAAGAAGAAGUUCCUGCCACUUGAUCUGCGUCCGAAGAAAACCAGAGCCAUUAGACGACGCCUUACUAAGCAUCAGGUACUUUUCUUUGCUUCAUACUGUUUACUUUUAGUGUUUUUGUGCAUAAUUUGUUUUGGCAUUUUUUUAGCACUGGGCAAAUAUUACAUUAGCUUAUAGUGGUAGGAAGCAAGGUGAGCACUUCUACAAUGCUAGCAGAUUGUGACCCUACUCAUUUCUGUAUUUUUUAGGUUAUUUUGGUUCGAGAAAUGUUUUUUCUUAAGAAUAGAAUAAAACAAGAUAGAGUUCUAAUUGAAAUUGUGUAGAGAUGUAAUAUUUUAGAAGCAUGUCACUAACACAAAAGUUUGGGUUAAUUCAUCCAACAUGGAAUAUGAUAUGGAUAGAGAUUUCAAUGGGGAAAUUUGGGAAUGGUUAUUCCUGGUUUACUUCACCUUACAGAUUCAUAAUUUUUUUUUGCAAUGCCAUUUGUUUUGUGAUGAAAACUCAUCUUUUGUAAUUUGUCUAAUCUUUAUAUGUUAACAUUCUAUUCCUAAGAAUAGAUAUUUCGCAGACCAAGCCUAACCUUGAAGAAUCCAAUGUUUUGGGGAGCUGUGCGUUGAGCUUUACCUUCUUUGAUAGGCUUGUUUGCAACAGUGUUAAUAAUUUGUCUAUAGUUAUGCAGCCAUCCACUAAUCACAGUGGCAACUAGAUUUUUGGUAAAAUAUUGCAUGCCUUAAAAUGAAUGGAGCAAGCUUAUUCUAACCUUUUGGCAUGUGGGGUUGUAUGAACACUUGUAAUGCCAAAAAUUGCUAAUAGUAUGAUUCUCCUCCUGUGCUCUGUUUUCAAUACAUAUUUAAUUGAUCCUUGAUUUAUACAAAUAUGUGCAAGGGAGGUGAUAUUUGUAUUUGUAAAUAUGGAAGCUCUGUGAGGGUACCCUUGAUGACCCUUAAUGCUAAGGCUUUAAAAAUGUUAUGCAAAUAGUCCCUUCAGUUGAGCCAGUCAUUGCAAGUGACAUUGCCAUUUUAGAAGCUUCGCCAGCCUAUCCCCCUCUGCACAAUCUUUGAGUUGUCUAUUCAAUAGCUAACUGUUCUUGCCAAAUUUUGAUCAUGGAUUUAAAAAAUGGAUGAAAGAUUUUCCUCUCCAAUUCUUGCAUCAGUUCUAUUCCUCUCUAGACUUGUUCAUCAAUUUUUUGAUCACCUUUUCCUAGUAUAAAUUUCAGUGUACAGAUAGCAUGGGGUACUGAGAUCACCAAAUUGAAACGAAAUUUUUUAGCACAUAAAGAACCCAUUUAAUGUUGAUUGAAUAGUCAAAAAACAUUGACUACUUGACUGGCCUUUUACAUUCAUUGCCUAAUGAGUUUAAAAUUAGUCCCAUUGGACUGAGCAUGCUAAAGUUCAUUGAUCCCUACCCCAGCAUAAUCUUAAUUCCAAAAUUAAGAUCUUUACCUGCUGGAAUCAACUAAGCAAAUUUUAUGCUCGUUUUGAUCAUUCGUGAAGGCACCAAGGAGGCGUAAACAAGUACCAAAUGCUCCAUUUUCCUUUUACUACGCAAAUGCACUAUUUUUUUUUUGGAUAAGAGGAAAAUAUAUUAAAGGCAGAUUCAAGGUACAUUUGUAUAAUAAUAGGAGGACAAGUUGUGUUACAAAAAACAGAGCAAUGACCAAAUAGAUUAUGAAAGUGCUACCUUCCAAUACCUUUGAAGGCCAGACAGUGACAAAGCCCAAAAAUCCAAGCAAGCGGGCCCAAAAGGAAGCCAAGAAUACAACUCUAUCCCAUGACAAAUUUGAGAAGUUGUGGGACCCUUCAAGGUUCUCAUAUUCUUCUCAAUUUGAAUGGUCCAUAAGAUAGCAAAGAUGGCAUCAUGUUGUAAAACACAUGCCUUCCUACUUGAGCCAAGAUCCCAAUGUCUUACGAGCAAGAGAUCUUCCAUAUUUUGAAGCGCUACCCAAGCUUCACUGAAACAAGAGAAGAGAGCAUUCCAAAGGUGGUUUGCCACUAGCACUAGAGGAAAAGGUUAGCAUCUGUUUUAUUGGACUCAUGGGGCAUCUGCCACGUAUCAAGAAUAAGAGACUUGUAGUGUCUUCUUGUUUGUAAGAAAUCAUGUGUAUUGAUUCUAUUUAGAAUCACAAUCUUAAUGAUGGUUUGAAUCUUUAAAGGAACCUUAGCCCCUUCCAAAUGAUGUGGGUCAUAGGGAAAACAUUGGAUGUUUAAGAAAAGAGACCCAGGUGCGUGCCAACUCCUCACAUCAUCCUUGUCGGAAGGAGCAAUGCAAUAUAAUGCAGUAAUCAAGGUUGUAAGCUCAUCAACAUUUUUUCAUUGAGAUUCCUAAAAAGAUGGAAAUCCCAUGAAAAAGAGUUAAACAAAGAAGUUUUCAAAAAGACUAGAUGCGUUAUUGUUGGAUAGGUUAAUAGUGCAAUAUGCAUCUUCUCAACCAAUUGGGGGUGGAAUCAUUGUGAAUGUAAUAAAUUUGAAUUUUUGUAACUUUCAUAAUAUUAAAAAAUUUUCUAGAUGUAAUGGCAUUGACCCAACUACA
Messenger RNA from Malania oleifera, 2985 nucleotides. RefSeq names its product large ribosomal subunit protein uL29-like. The transcript has 3 exons. The record is from RefSeq and is a predicted model, not a curated record. The coding region runs from base 238 to 633 and encodes 131 amino acids. Gene Ontology annotation, cellular component: cytosolic large ribosomal subunit; ribosome. Gene Ontology annotation, biological process: maturation of LSU-rRNA from tricistronic rRNA transcript (SSU-rRNA, 5.8S rRNA, LSU-rRNA); translation. Lineage: Eukaryota; Viridiplantae; Streptophyta; Magnoliopsida; Santalales; Ximeniaceae. Gene Ontology annotation, molecular function: structural constituent of ribosome; mRNA binding.